AUGGUGUCAAAGGAACUUCGCGUUCCAAUCCUCGUUGAUCCCGGCGAAAACAUCAGCGUUACCAUGGAGUACAUCACAGAUAUUCAGAACAACCCUCCUAUCGCAAUCAAAGUUAACUGCUCUAGCUGCCUCUUUCUACAUUUUCAAGCGUACCUUAGUGGGUGCGAGUGCUUACCAGACUAUGCAGCGUGGAGGAAGGGCAUACAAUCCGCGCAGUACAUAUUCAAUACUACAUGCGGUGUACCUGACACCAAUGAGAUAUUCUCAUCUGCAUAUGACAAGUGCCUUGGUCAACCGUAUUUCACUUAUCUCAGCCCUGAUGUGUCGUCAUUUCUAGAUGACGGGGUCACCCUGUCAUGUCAAGCAACUGGUGACAUUCUUCCGCGUACGCGAUGGGUAGACGCGAAGGGAUCCACACUACAGUCCAGCCUGAAUUCAGCCUACCUGAAGGUUGUAGUUGCCGACACUCCUCAAAGGUUUAGAUGUGUGCUCGAUGACGUGAAACCCAGUAGAGAGGUUACAGUAACAAAAUGGGAUUCUGGUUGCAGGGACAUUUACUUUUCUGAAGAACUUAAAGUGUAUCGUUCUGCGCCUCGAUGCUAUUCCUCUCAUGUUCUCAAUUCGAGCUGUUUUGAUUACAACUUCAAUUUCAAUAUAAACCGUCCCGCAAUCGCUCACAAGUUGAGCAUAACAUUCAACUCAGACACCGCUUUACUGUUGAAAAUAAUCCCAAUCAUUGCGUACGAUGUUAGGCUAAGGGUGCCCGGAAUAGAGUAUCUUCUGUACUAUUACAAUCAAGAAGAACAUAAAGACGGCUACGGUAAAGUGAACAACGUGAACGAUACUGCAGUGAAAAUAAACCUGCAACUUGUUCCCCCAGUUGCUUUGAAAACUGGGUUCUUUAAUAUGAUCUUCGCAAUCAUGCCAAGCCAAGGCGUUGAGGAUUUGCUGCAACGGAUAUUGAUGACAGCAGAAGUCUCAGUGAUAGAGUGCGACCAAGGAGACGGCUGCGAAGGAUUCUUCAAAGAGUGGUCCAGACUUGAGACGGAGUUCAAGGAAUCGAAAUGCGGCAAUGGACUGCAGCAGGAAUAUCUGUCAUAUCAGCAGUGUCGGGAAACGGCAGAACCUGGACCAGCUCCCAUCGUUUCAUCGUCUGCCCAGUAUUUGAUCGAGGUUCCUAGUGACUUGCCAAGUGGGCAACCUUUCCCAGUUGAGUGCCACAUUGAGAAUGCCGCCACUUACGAGUGGUACCGAACCAACGCUGACGGCCAGCGUGAUUUCGUUACCAAUGGCUACGCUCUCAUCUUUCCAUCGUUUGAAGAACUCCGGGACCAAGGAGCUUAUGUUUGUGUUGGAAGGGGCAGAGGACUGCUCAUCAAUGUUACCGCGGAGUAUCAAGCAGUCGUGAUGAAAUCAGGUAUCACUACAUUGAUGGCCAACACGACAUUUGUUAAUGAGGUAUUUACCGACGAUCUUCGUGAUGCAUCUAGCGUCGCUUUCAAGAAUCUGACGGAUAAAGUACGCAGCAAGCUGCCGUUGAAUACGAUUUAUCCGUCUGUUGUGAGCUACGACAUCGUGCGCUUCUAUAACGGCAGUGUAAUCGUUGAUAUCAAAGUUGUCGUCCAUUCUCCUAGCAAUGUGUCUGACGCUGGUACUAUUUCAUCAUUACAAAUGGCGAUGUCUGCAUAUGCCUCCGAGAAUUCAGACAUCGGUCUGGAUCCCGACACUGUUAAAGUGGUGUCACUCUCAUCCUGUGCUCGUGAAAUCCUUGAACUAGAAGGCCAAAACGUGACCUUCCCGCAAACAAGAAUUGGCCUGAACGUUGAAUUACUGGAGGAAUGUGCCAUUGACGAAAAACAGGGACGGGUUCUGAUUUCUCGAGCAUGCUCCGGGGAUUUUACCCAGGGUGCACAGUGGCUUGUACCCGUGGUGGGCAAUUGCAGCGUUGAUGUCAAUGGUCAGCUGGAUUUGUUGAAAAAGAUAACGGUAACAAGUGACAAUGUAAUGGAGGUGUCUGAGUCUCUGGAAUCCCUCACCAGCGAUGCCUCAUCAGUCAACGGUGAAUCUGUGGUAUUAGUGGCUGAUAUCCUGGAUAACAUCGUCAACAUUCAGAAUCCUUCCCCAGAAGUAACAUCAAAUGUUGUGCAUGUUGCGAGCAACCUCCUUGAAGUCGAUGACGAGGCUUUCAGCAGCUUACCCAACGGAGAUUCUACAUCCCGCAUUGUACAAGCCCUCGAGACUCAAAUCUCGUACGUUCUCGAAGAUGGAGCGAACUUCACCGCCAUUUCCCGUAGUCUCGCUGUCCAGGCGCUAAAUAUCCCUCCUAGUUCAUUGGAUGAAGGCGUGGGAUUCGUUGUAAUCGAAGGAGAGACUACGGAUGGCGUCCUGACGAAUAAUAGUGUCAGUGUUUACUUUUCCGUCUCUGAAUUUCCUCCAGAGACAGUGGAAUCUUCCAUACAUCUCCCAGAUGAGAUUUUACUCAACCACCCAACAGCUUCUAGUCCGGUACCUAUUAGCUUCAUCGUGUAUCAAACGAGCACGUUAUUUCGUUCAAAACUGAUUGCUGAAGCUGAGUCAACUGGUUCCCGUCUGUAUGUGAAUAGUGCAGUCAUUUCUGCUACGGUGGCUGGUGUCCAUAUCGAGAACCUACCAGCAGAUGAUCCUGUGGUUGUUAUCUUCUAUCAGAAUCCAUUGAUUGAAGGUGAAGGGGCGGAAGUGCAGUGCGUUUUCUGGGAUAACCAACUUCAAGAUGGAAACGGAGAAUGGUCAACAGAGGGCUGUAGACAAUUCACCUCAGUCAGCGAGAGGACUGUGUGUCACUGUAAUCAUACUACCAGCUUUGCAGUACUCGUGGACAUUCACGGCCAAAAAUACUCGAGCUUAGCUCUCGAUAUCAUCAGUAAGAUUGGAUGUGCAGUGUCGAUUGCUUCCCUUGUUUUCACCAUCAUCAUAUACCUCGCCAUCAAGUCCCUGCGAGAGAAGACGCCAAGUCGCAUCUUAGUUUGCUUCUCUUUCUCACUGCUCUGUCUCUAUCUGGUCUUCCUGAUUGGUAUUGAGCAGACGUCUUCUCGCAUAGGUUGCAUCAUCGUUGCUGUAUUGAUGCACUAUUUCACUCUUAGCUCCAUGGCAUGGAUGGGAGUCGAGGCAACCAGCCUCUAUCUGAAACUCGUUAGAGUCUUCAACUCUAACGUGGUACACUUCAUGGUCAAGGCUUCUAUCGCUGCAUGGGGAUUGCCGGUGGUUAUUAUUGGAGUUAUACUGGCGGUGGAUUACACGGCUUAUGAAAACAAAAACAGUUGUUUCUUGAAGCCUGGCGCAGCCUUCUACUACGGUCAGCUGCUCAUGAUCGGUCUGGUCUUCCUCUAUAAUGCCUGCAUUUUGUCCUGA
This is a messenger RNA of Patiria miniata (bat star), 3387 nucleotides long. Its product is annotated as adhesion G-protein coupled receptor F1-like. Gene Ontology annotation, molecular function: G protein-coupled receptor activity. Bases 1 to 3387 code for a protein of 1128 amino acids. The record is from RefSeq and is a predicted model, not a curated record. Gene Ontology annotation, biological process: cell surface receptor signaling pathway; G protein-coupled receptor signaling pathway. Gene Ontology annotation, cellular component: membrane. Lineage: Eukaryota; Metazoa; Echinodermata; Asteroidea; Valvatida; Asterinidae. The transcript is spliced from 17 exons.